Besnoitia besnoiti is the source of this 3003-nucleotide messenger RNA. Its product is annotated as iron only hydrogenase large subunit, c-terminal domain-containing protein. Gene Ontology annotation, molecular function: 4 iron, 4 sulfur cluster binding. Bases 1 to 3003 code for a protein of 1000 amino acids. Lineage: Eukaryota; Apicomplexa; Conoidasida; Eucoccidiorida; Sarcocystidae. The record is from RefSeq and is a predicted model, not a curated record. The transcript has 2 exons.
AUGCACAAUUGCGACAACGACAAAAUACUUGCAGCUGCGGUACGCGCUUGCGAUGCGGUCGGAAUUGUCCCGUGCAUCGUCGAUUUUACAGGACAUUUUUUCGCACCUGUGGUUGCAGCUCUGAAGCUUGCGGAGCUGGACGACUAUUUGUCGCCUUCACAGAAUUGUGUUGUUCCGCUUAUAGUUGAUUCGUCUAACCAGCGGGUGCCGCCUGGCAGGCCCGCUCGUGUUAGCGGCGUCAAAAACGAUGGAUCAUAUAGAGGGGGGAAGAGAACUGCGACGCCUUCGGGCGGCCAAAACGACGCGGAGAGGGUCGUUUUGCCGCUGAAGAGCUCGCAAAACGCUAAUUCCUACCAGCGAGCAGAUUUGAUCCGCACUGAGAGAACAGGGAGCGCAGGUACUGCAGGGACAGCUACGAGAAACAACGUUGCCGGGGGCCUGCAUGCGCGAGGUGGAGAAGGACCGUCGACAGGGCACGUGUCGCAUGAACAGGGAAAUGGAGGGGAAACGAAUAUAUCAGGACUGUCUGAUUCUCCCAAAGCGAUAGCCAGGGUUUCACUGUACGAUUGCCUGGCUUGCAGUGGAUGUGUUACGUCGGCAGAAGCUGUCUUGUUGGAUCAGCAUUCAGUAGACCAGUUUCUAUCAUCCGUUCGGGAAUCAACGAUGAAACCAGUAACCGUGGUGUCGAUUUCGUUCCAGUCUGUGACGGCUCUCGCGCAUGAAUUCCGUUGUGCUCCCAAUGUGAUGCUCCGGAAACUCUCAACUCUCUUUCGACUAGCCGGCGCAACGUACGUCUUACACACCGAAGUCAGCGAUGCUCUCGCUGUACUCGAGGCCGAGCGAGAGUUUGUAAGACGUUACAGAGAGGCACAGCUUCAACAAGCAGGGAGCAGAACUCAUGAAUGUGGUUCGGGGGAUGUCAGCCGUCGCGGGCAUCAUGGUAUGGUGUCUUCAUCCCUUGCCUCCGGCCGUCUGGUGGACGCGGCGAGCCCCGCUUCCGUCUCCGGUGGCGGUUUCCUGCCCGUCCUCACCUCUUUUUGUCCAGGGCUUAUGUGUUAUGCGGAGAAAAGCCUCGAUCCCUCCUUGUUACCUUAUUUUAGCCGCGUUCGAAGCAGCCAGCAGCUGCAGGGGGUUCUGGUGAAGGGCCUCCUACGCGAAUCGCAUAACAUGCGCCUGUUCUUCCUCAGUUGGCGGGUUUCCAUCCCAUUGUCGAAUUGGUUUCUGCCGCUGGCAGUGAAACAGGUUUUGGCACAGCACUGCCCCUUCACUGCAGUGGCGAACGAAUCGGAGAAGCGCUCACCAGUGGACAAGAUUCCAACCGCAGAGGGCGACAGACCCACGGCGACAGAUGCCUCCUAUUGUGGAAACCCAGAAGGUUUUUUACCAUCAGUGAGCGCAACACGUCAAAUCUGGGGCGAACAAGCUUCAGCUGAGGAUAUAUAUCACGUGUCUGUUAUGCCAUGUUUUGACAAAAAGCUUGAAGCUGCCAGACCGGAAUUUCGGACAUCUAAUACCACAGGAACAAGUGGCGUGGAAAUGGCGUCUGAAGGACGUGAAUUGCCGCCGUCGUCCCUCGCACAACGGAGUGAGUCCCCGGAGCGUGAUGGUAGUUCCCACAGUGGCGAUACUCCUGAUGUGGACCUUGUGCUGGCUACAACCGAGGUCCUGACACUAAUGGAGCGGCUAGGCGUUACUUUUGACGAGCUCGGCGAGUCUCCUGUAGAUGAUUUCUCAAGCCUACUCUGGCAAAACAACCUCUUCUCAUGGGUUCCUGCAGUGAAAUCUGCAAAUGGCGUAGGUGACUCGUCUCUCGCUGAGACUGGUGCAUCCAAAGAUUCUCCUCUCCAUGCUGGAUCUGAUUUUACCAGAUCGCGUACGCGUGCUCUUGGCGACAAACAAUCCAGGGGUUGUGCAAGUGUUGGGUCACCACCAAUUGAGGAUGAUCGAGGGCAACUGCUUCGCCCUUCUGAAUAUCUGUCAGGGAGUGGAGGAUAUACAGACCGUGUGUUCCGUCGCGCUGCGUGGGAGUUGUUCGGUAUCAAUGUUGAGGGCCCUCUCCAGUUUAAGGAAGGACGAAACGAGGACUACAAAGAAGUGGCCCUGGUGGUCGAUGGUCAAGAAAAAUUGCGCUUCGCCAUCGCUUACGGCUUCAGAAACAUUCAAAAUGUCGUCCAGCGGCUCAAACGUGAAGUCCGGGAAGAGACAUCGCUGCAUACCACUCGCGACCGUCUCAGAUCUACUGCACGUGACCCUGCGAACCGCGGAGAAAGUGACCCUCCACACGCAGAAAUGCAGUUGGACGACAGUGCAGAAGACGUGGUUCCUGUGUCUCGCGGAAGGGGCCAACGCGGGCAAACACCUUUUCCACAUUUUAUUGAGCUGGCAGCAUGCCCCGGCGGCUGUUUAAAUGGGGCGGGGCAGGCGUUGGCGCACGAGGGUAUCCAGCGAGCGACGUGUAAGACCUUGUCUGACGGCAAAUCGAUAGUGUCAACGAAAAAACAUCGGGCAGCAACUGAUGGGAGCGCGCCUCUCUUAAACACAGGCGAACCAGGGGUCGAGCAUGCGGCGAACCCACGUGAAAGUGGGAUCAGAGAGGACAAUACCAGGCAGCAAGAGACAAGGAGGGACGCAGACACCUUGUCGCGCAAGCCGGCAUGGGAGCGACAGGAGCCACUCACAGGUAUGGCCGAUCUUCUUCAGUCAUCCUUUGUUUUUCAAGAUCCGCUGCGCUGGCCGGAAGUGGAGCUGGCUUACAAAUUUCUUCAGGGACGUCCGUCUGGUCCUUCAAAGAGGUCAGACAGGGAGGCCACAAGGAUGCAGAAAGUUCAGGCGAGGCUUUCACGGCAGGGACGCGGGCGGAAAGUCAAGGAACCUGCGCAUGACUGGUGGCAGGAGGUUAUGAAAGAAGAAACGGCGUGGGAGAAACUGUACACCGAUUUCAAGAGCAUCCUUCCUGUACUCACCCGCGGCUCUGGAACCACCCGGGCGUCACUGAAGUGGUAG